Messenger RNA from Haemorhous mexicanus (house finch), 4729 nucleotides. RefSeq names its product minichromosome maintenance 9 homologous recombination repair factor (gene MCM9). Gene Ontology annotation, cellular component: nucleus; MCM complex. Gene Ontology annotation, biological process: double-strand break repair via homologous recombination. Lineage: Eukaryota; Metazoa; Chordata; Aves; Passeriformes; Fringillidae. The coding region runs from base 614 to 4099 and encodes 1161 amino acids. Gene Ontology annotation, molecular function: ATP binding; ATP hydrolysis activity; single-stranded DNA binding. The record is from RefSeq and is a predicted model, not a curated record. The transcript is spliced from 12 exons.
CGGCGGGAGCGGGGCGGUCCCGCUGCAGGUAGCGAGGGGGAACGGGGCGGCCGCGGAGCGCUGCCCGCCUCGCCUGCCGGGUGGGCUGCAGCGAGCGCAGCGCAUCCCUCGCUGCCCGGCGCUGAGCGGGACGGGACGCGCUUGCGGCAGCGCCCGCCUGGCCGCCUUCAAAACUUGCCGUGCGGGAGGGCCGAGCCGCCUGCCCUCAUCGCCUGGACAGCGAGGGAAGGAGAGCCGCCCGGGUCCCUUCUCGCACUACCGGGAGGAGCGCCCAGCCUCUCCCCGCCCACCCCGGCGGCGGGCGGCACCGGCAGGCGGGGGCGGGGCGGGCUGGGUUGGCGGGAGCCGUCACUGAAGGGCGGGGGGCUCGGCCCGGCCCCGGUGCCUGCCGCGGUCCCGGUGCCGGGCAGCGGCGGGGCGGAGGUGCCGCCCUGACGAGGUUUCCCUGCCCGAGCUCCGGAGCCGCGCCCCGCCCCGCCUCGCCCGGCUCCUCGCUGGGCUUUUCCCAGGGAAAGACGAAGUUUCCCGCCCGGCGCGCGGCCGUAGCGGGAAGCGCCACCGUGUGAGCGCCUCCCCGCGCCUUGCCCGGCCCGCGCAGCCAGGGACACACACCAUGGUGCUGAGCACGGAGCAGGUCAGCCUCAUCGGGCAGGUGUUCGAGUCCUAUGUGCUGGAGCACCACAGAGACGAAAUCCUGGCCAUCCUGAGGGAGGCGGACGACCAGGCGCACUACCCGGUCGUCGUCGACGCCUUGACGCUCUUUGAGACCAACAUGGAGAUCGGGGAGUACUUCAACGCCUUCCCCAGCGAGGUGCUCCCGAUUUUCGACAGCGCGCUGCGCCGGGCCGCGCUGGCAGCGCUGCAGGACAGCGCGGAGCCGGCACAGCUCAGCCUCAAGCAGAACCUCCACGCCAGGGUCUCGGGUUUGCCUGUUUGCCCAGAGCUGACUCGAGAGCACAUUCCUAAAUCCAAGGAUGUGGGGCACUUUUUGUCUGUUACUGGGACUGUCAUACGUACCAGUUCGGUGAAGGUUUUGGAGUUUGAGCGGAGUUACAUCUGCAACAAGUGCAAGCACGUGUUUGCUGUCAAGGCUGACUUUGAGCAGUACUACGCGUUCUGUCGUCCAGCAGCCUGCCUCAAUGAAGAAGGCUGCAACUCAACCAAGUUCAUGUGUCUCUCUGGAACAACCUCUUCUCCUGCCUGCUGCAGGGACUAUCAAGAAAUCAAAAUUCAGGAACAGGUUCAGAGGCUGUCUGUUGGAAGCAUCCCUCGUUGCAUGGUGGUUGUUCUGGAAGAUGACUUGGUGGACAGUUGCAAGUCUGGAGAUGACAUCACAGUGUAUGGAGUGGUAAUGCAGAGGUGGAAACCUUUCCACGAGGGUGCACGCUGUGACUUGGAGCUUGUUUUAAAAGCCAACUAUGUUAAAGUGAACAAUGAGCAGCUAGCAGGGGUUGUAAUUGAUGAAGAAGUUCGCAAGGAAUUUGAAGACUUCUGGGAAAGGCAUAGGAAUGAUCCCUUAGCAGGGAGGAAUGAAAUUUUGGCUAGCCUAUGUCCUCAAGUUUUUGGAUUGUACCUUGUGAAGCUGGCUGUAGCCAUGGUGCUUGCUGGUGGUGUGCAGAGGACUGAUGCUGCUGGAACUCGAACCAGAGGUGAAUCACAUCUUCUGUUGGUUGGAGACCCAGGUACAGGGAAAUCUCAGUUUCUCAAGUAUGCAGUAAAGAUUAUGCCACGCUCUGUGCUUACAGCAGGAAUUGGAUCCACAAGUGCAGGUUUGACAGUGACUGCUGUGAAGGAAUUUGGGGAGUGGAAUUUGGAAGCUGGAGCACUGGUGCUUGCAGAUGGAGGCCUCUGUUGCAUUGAUGAGUUCAAUAGUAUCAAGGAACAUGACAGAACCAGCAUCCACGAGGCAAUGGAGCAACAAACCAUCAGUGUUGCAAAGGCAGGCUUGGUGUGCAAGCUUAGCACAAGGACAACUAUCCUGGCAGCAACAAACCCUAAAGGCCAUUAUGACCCCAAUGAGUCUGUCUCUGUCAACAUAGCUCUUGGCAGUCCCCUGCUGAGCAGAUUUGACCUGGUUUUAGUAUUGUUAGAUACAAAGAAUGAAGAAUGGGACCACAUAAUUUCAUCCUUCAUCUUGCAAAAUAAAGGCUGCCCAAGCAAAUCAGAAAAGCUCUGGAGCAUGGAAAGGAUGAAGACCUACUUCUGCCUUAUAAAAAGCAUCCAGCCAAAAUUGUCUGAUGAGAGCAACCUGAUCCUUGUUCGCUACUAUCAGAUGCAGCGUCAGAGUGACUGCAGGAACGCUGCCCGCACCACCAUCCGCCUGCUGGAGAGCCUGAUCCGCCUUGCAGAAGCUCAUGCCCGGCUGAUGUUUAGGGACACUGUGACUUUGGAAGAUGCUGUAACUGUAGUGUCAGUGAUGGAAUCUUCUAUGCAGGGGGGUGCACUUCUUGGAGGCAUCAAUGCCUUACACACUUCAUUUCCAGAAAAUCCGAUGGAGCAAUACCGAACACAGUGUGAAAUCAUAUUGGAGCGGCUGGAGCUGAAAGAUCUUCUGCACAAGGAGCUACAAAGACUUGACAGAUUGCAAAGGGAAAAUUCAUGCCAACAGCAGCCUGAAGAAACAAAUUUCAGUACUACCACAAGGUGCUCAAAUGAGGAUGCAUUUGGGCAGUCAAAGCAAAGGUCUCAGUCAGAACCUUCAAAUCAAGAAGGGGAUAACUCUGGGCCACAGACACCUUUGCUUGAAGGCAGCUGUGAAGGGAAUAUUCAUCUAGACCCCUUGUGCAACCCAGCACAUGGUAAUAACAAAAAUACAAGCAGCCUGGCAUGGUUUGACAGCAUGGAAGAGAGCAGCAUUGAUACUGAAGAAAAUUCUCAGAGGAAGUCUCAUGUGCCCAAGAUAUCUCCAAAUAAUUUGACUUCCAAAACUUCAAGUUCUGAAGAAAGCUCUGCUUCAAUACCAAGGAAGCAAAAUGGAAUAAGAGAGUCACCAGCAGCUGUGGAUCUGCAUGCUCCUCUGAAACAAAAGGACAAAGUUUCCAAGUUAAGGAGGAAAAGGACUGAAGAACACAACUGUUCUUCAGAAGAUAGUAUUGCAGACCCAGCACCAAGUGCUAGUGUGCAGGAUUCAGUUAUUCAACAACAUGCUUCUAGAAGCUGGAAGAGACUGCACAGGGAGAAGUCAUAUGGAUUCUUUACAAGUACACAGGACCCCGAGGCAGAGGUCCUUCCUUCAGUAUUACCUGCCUCUGGCCUGCCAGAUCUCUCAAGUGAUGCAGAUUCUGUGCUAGGAGAAGAGAACAGCAUAUCAGUAGCAGCAAAAAGUACAGCAGUUUCCAUAAGAAAAAGAAGUAAAGAUCAAGUAGUGAAGGAAACAAAGGUAGUGAGUUCCCAUGAGCAAGAAAGUGAAAGUCCCCCAGCUGCUAAACUAGCUAAAUUUUCUUUCAGACCAAGGACAAAGCUUGGUCAUUCUUCAGAGAAGACAAAUGAAGAAUUUUCUCAUUUUCCGAGUGAGACUAUUUUUAAGCCAGGAGAGCAGCUCCAGGGAGAGCAGCUUCCAGAGGAAUGCUGCCCACCUGAGAAAAGCAAGAUGACAUUGACUCGCUUAGGAAAAUGUAGUUUGGAAAAAGGAUCAGUUGAUGAUAAAGGGGAAGAAGAGCGGCAGAGUCGGACCUUAGGGGAAGAGAUCAGAGAAAGUGCAGCAAAAUGCUCUGAUGUCAGUUUUGAUGCUGUGCCACCUCCACCCACUGAGAGGAAAAGGGAAGCAGAGGAGAAACUGGGUGGUCCAAGCACAGGGAAGGUGCGCUCCAGCACAUUAGCUAAGCUGUCCACCUUCUCCUUUGUAUCACGUCCUGAGGCAAAAUCAGAAACCUCACCUGCUGUUAAGAAUGACAAGGAAAGGAAGCAAAGCAAGGAAAACCAAAGCCUGUCGCUGCAGGGGCACAUGAGCAAUCCUAGCAAAAGGAAGAGUUUUGCAUUUGGAAAUUCUAGUACAGCCAGCAUGGUCACAAAGACAUCUCUCUUCUCCAUAGCAGAGCUGGAUGAUGCUACAUUAGAUUUUGAUUGGGAUAAAGAGGUUAGGAAAAAUCCAAGCACGUAAAAUUUCCAUCCCCCCAAUUAUUUAACAUGCAGUUCUUCUGAAUCUUCACCCUUCUAUCACUUGUACCCCUGUUUUUCAAAGCAUUUCAUGGAACCAUCCUGGACCUGUGAACAUACUAUCUUUAAGGGCCAUAUACUUUACAUAAGCAAGAACUGUAUGUGCUGCAGGCCUGAUUUGGCUUUUAGUUUUCUCAACUCUUCCCAAGACUGUUUAUCUCAGCUCACUGUUUUGAUUGAACUGAUGAACCCUAAAGACUUGUAUAGCUAUGUUCAUGUGUCCAGAGUGAGUGGUCUUGCAGAAGAGCAGUCUUAAUUGACUUUAUCCUUUAUUUCAUGUAACUCUCAGAGCUACACAUUAUUCAGCUUGUCCUUCCAAGUGACUGUGCCACUUCAGAAAAAUGAUGGCACUCAAAGUAUGUCGUUAUAUUUUGUUCAUUUGUAUGUGCAAUUUUUCUCAGCAGUUACCAAUAUUGUGAUCUGUCAUCAUGCUAUGGUAAAUGUUUCUUUAUUAUGAACAUCAUGACAACUUUGCUUCAUCUUUGAUUUGUAACAUAGCUGAUGUUGAAAACAUAGAUUGAGAGCUUUUUGUUUCUGUUUUUUACUUUUGGUUUUAAAUACACUGGUUCAGAUA